Molecule: messenger RNA, 888 nt
Organism: Cyphellophora europaea CBS 101466
Lineage: Eukaryota; Fungi; Ascomycota; Eurotiomycetes; Chaetothyriales; Cyphellophoraceae
Exons: 2
Coding region: 1-888 (295 amino acids)
Source: RefSeq, a predicted model, not a curated record
AUGGCUAGAUUGAAUCCUACAAGCCACUGUAAGAAACCGACUUCUUCCCAGCGCAUUCAGACCGCUAUUCCCGAGGCCCAUACUGACGACCGCGAUUUCCCUGCAAUCCUCCAGUACUUGAUGUACACCUCUACCGCCAUCCAAACUGACGCCUCCCUCCUCUUAGCCAUACCCAGCCGGGGCGAUCUAUACGAGAAGCAACAUUCCGACCUCAUUCAACUGCACUGUCUCGCUCGCGCCGAUGACUUCCAGCGCAAGCUGCCCGAGUGCUUCUCCCUUCGCCAAGAGCUCCUUAACAGUCCAACACCAGCAAACGACCCUGAUUCUACCGCGUCCCCUCUUCUGGCUCUACCCUACGACAUCCUCCAUCUAGUCCUCUCCACCAUCGCCUACGCCCCCUCUCAAAUCGCUCUCCUCCUAACCUGCAAGCGCCUCGCCCUCCUCUUCCCAUCCUACCAUCUCACCCUCUCCGCUACCUCCCCCAAAUACGCAGGCCACCUCCCCUCCGCCGUCUUCGACGUGCCCGCCCUCCUCGGCGUCCUCACUCCCGACUUUCCCAAACACCUCCGCCUGUGCGCACACUGCCUCACCGCACGGCCCUGCCCGCCCAACGACACCGACUACUGGCCCCACGUCGCCGGCUGCGGCUCCAGCAGCGACUUCUGGAUCCAGAAGACGGGCUGGGAGUUCCACGGCGGCGGCUGGAAUAAGGUCGUGCACGACAUCUGCCCGCACUGUCACGGCACUUGCAGUCUCGGCGACUUUGGCGACUGCGAUGGCUGUAGCGCGCUGGGGAGGCUUGGUGAUGUGAAUUGGCAGCGCUUGGGAGAGGCGUGGCGGAGGAGGAGGGUUGAGGAGGAGCUGAGAUUGGGCCGCUUUGCGACGUGA